AUGAAUCUUUUAACGCCUACAAAACACGCAUCUAAGGAUAAAGGGAUUUCGCGGCACAACGAGUCUGUUGCAUCACAAAAAGAGGUAUUUGCUCAAGGGUCACAACAACUGAGCCAGAAAAUUGGUAGUCGACAGAAAAACAAAAGGGAUCUUCCAGUGACUUCUUUGCCAAAAAAAGGUGCUUUUGUGCCUCGAUACCAGAUAUCUCUUGAAACACUUGUUGACUCAUCAGAUAUGGCAACAGCUGGUGCUAUUCGCUUACUGGAUAUGGAGGAAGAUAUCUUUGGUUAUUCAUGCACUGAAACAAUCGGAAAAGAAGAUCUGGAACAUAUUUUUCGGCAUCAAGAAUUAGGCGUCGGUGUUAUACACACAUACAUCCGGUUCUUGUAUGACAAUUUCAUGCGCGGGAAUGAUCAAUUGUCAAACAGAUUCCGUUUCGUGUCUUCCUCCCUGGUCAACAAAGCAUUAAUUUGUAGGGAACCGGAUUCAUGUAGAGAGUACUUAGUCAAGAGAUUCAUGGCCAGCAGUACAAACAACUUGUAUCUUUGGCCGUAUAAUUCAGGGUGUCACUGGUUGUUGCUUGCUAUUGAUCCUUUAAAAGAAGUGGUAUAUUUUCUGAAUUCGAUAGAUGGUGAAUGGACAAAUUAUCCGGAUAUGAAGCAAUUAGUUGAUACAUCAAUAAAAGUGUUCCGAUCUCAAAGACAAGCUCGAGUACCACGUACUAAAUCCAGCAACAUUACGUGGAUAAAAGUGCAGUGUCCUCUACAGCGCAACGGUAUCGAUUGCGGAUACUUUGUAAUGAGGUUUAUGAGGGAAAUCAUUAAUAUGAAUCAAAUAGAGAUUCCAAUCACGUACUUUGAUGAAUACAAGUGUGCUCAUUACACGAGACUGCAGUUGGAACAAAUCAAGGAGGAAUUGUGUCAAUAUUUUAUUGAGAAAAGAUUAAUUAUAUAAUGGUUUCAAAAUAACAUGAAUACUUUGAUGAAGAAUGGUUUCUGGUUGGCAAGUGUAUAGUUCUUUAUAUUUUUAACAGAUUAGUUAUGACUCCAAAUAGGCCGUAUAACAUAUUAGUUUUGACUUGUGUAUAGUUCUUUAUAAUUUUAGUGAUAUCUUUAAUUUCAUGGAUA
Lathyrus oleraceus (garden pea) is the source of this 1127-nucleotide messenger RNA. RefSeq lists its product as uncharacterized. The record is from RefSeq and is a predicted model, not a curated record. The transcript has 8 exons. The coding region runs from base 1 to 954 and encodes 317 amino acids. NCBI's taxonomy places the organism in Eukaryota, Viridiplantae, Streptophyta, Magnoliopsida, Fabales, Fabaceae. Gene Ontology annotation, molecular function: deNEDDylase activity; cysteine-type peptidase activity. Gene Ontology annotation, biological process: proteolysis; protein deneddylation.